AUGGGCCUAUUCACCGUCACCGACGAGUGGACAAAGUGCGUCGGCCAUCGCUUCCUGAACUCGCAAAUCUGUGUCUGGCUGGGCUGUCUACAAUUUCUGAUUUGUCUAUGGGCCACCGGGCAACAUGUCAAUUCGUAUAUUGUCUAUGACAAGAUAAUUCACUGCAAUUUCUCGGCCGGCUUCGACCCGAUGCUCGGCGUAGAUGUGAUCAUUUUUGAUGCGGGUCUUCUCCACUCUCUGUGGGGCAUCGAUGGGUGCGUAGCGGAACAUAUGGACGGCGGUUACGGUAGAUUAGCAUGGUGCCUGGCCCACGGUUUCUCCCUCCUUUCAUCCCUUCCAUUCGCAUUUGCCGAUCACCCAAAACCUUCUAAUCUGUGGCCGUUGUUAGUCGUGCAAUCGGCAUACGGUAUCGGGUUGCUGAUUCUCUCGCUGUCGACGUUGCCCCGAGUACUGCCGAUUUUGAUGGAGUCGCAGAAAGCACCUCUCAUUCCUCUAAUAAUAUAUCUUAUUGGUGCAUCUAUCAACUUUUUUCUGUUAUACGUCUACUGGCAUUGGUAUUGGUAUGUGGAGGGGAACUGGAAUAGUGUUGUAAAGGUCCCGUUCGGAGCGCGACUUGAGGACGCGAAUAAGCGGAGCCGACGGGAUAAGCCGAGAUAUGAUCCGGAAGGACCGCCACCAGAAGGAGCAACAGAAGUGACCCCUGUAAGGAGGAGGAUGUUACCCCCGCUACCUGUCGUUCCUCAACAGCCACCGCAGCCUGUAGCUGAUGACGCCGCGUCGGAGCGGAUGUUAUGUGAUUCUGCUGAACCAGUCUACCCGGAAUCCCGAGAAAACCGUCGUCUCCGGGCCCAGGAACAACUCCGAAAUCCACCUCCCCCCACCAACCUACCGUAUCGCUAUUUUAAGCGCCAACGAAAACGUGAUGCUCCCCACGACGAGUUUGAGCUGAGCGAUAUUGAUGAUAACCGAAAUCCGGUGAUGCUGCCUGGCUCCAGCCAAAUGGAGACGCCAAUCUGGGAGCUGCGAGCGUCGAUUGACUACAGCCGAGCCCUGAUCUCGCGCUACAACCCGAUCUCCAAUCUGCCGUAUGCGCCGAGCUUUGACAGCAGCACAUCAGAAGCCAGUACACUCUAUAUGGAACCAGUCGACGAAACCGUCUAUUCCACCCCGCUCACCUCGAGAAAACCGCCAAUAUUUUCCAUUCCGCAGUCACGAUUG
This is a messenger RNA of Mesorhabditis spiculigera, 1218 nucleotides long. The record is from the annotation of a GenBank genome assembly. Lineage: Eukaryota; Metazoa; Nematoda; Chromadorea; Rhabditida; Rhabditidae.